This is a messenger RNA of Zasmidium cellare ATCC 36951, 810 nucleotides long. RefSeq lists its product as uncharacterized. The record is from RefSeq and is a predicted model, not a curated record. Bases 1 to 810 code for a protein of 269 amino acids. The transcript has 3 exons. Gene Ontology annotation, biological process: mycotoxin biosynthetic process. NCBI's taxonomy places the organism in Eukaryota, Fungi, Ascomycota, Dothideomycetes, Mycosphaerellales, Mycosphaerellaceae.
AUGCCUCUUGAGCAGAUGCGUCUGGAGAAGGCGGGCUUUCUCGAGGCAGACGAUUCAGACCGAAGCGUCUGGGCAGCACUUCGCGGUCCCCAUAGCGAACAUCAACGCCAGACUCGGCAAUACGUUCUCCUUGCGGUAAACGUCACAAUUCUGAUAUUAUCGCUGCUCGUCAAUAUUUGGACGUGGGCGAGAGUCGAGCCGAAAUGCAUUCGAGAGACCGACAUGCAAGAUGCCCAUAGCGCCAUCCAGUAUGAACAGCGAGUGUUCACGGGGGCUUUGGUAUACGACCCAGAGACAAAGCGAGCCAUCAGGAAGCAGGAUGCCGAGCAUGAAUACUUUGGGCCCCCAUCGGAAGAGCUCGACGCCGCCUGGCAUAAGCUGCUGCAUGGCGAAUUCCCCGUGAUGAGGCCCGAGGAAGCAGCGCAGUUCGAGCCAGAACUGACGCGGAUUCCUAAGACCAAGGAAUUUCACUUCGAACCAGACAUGUUCCAUACUCUUCAUUGCCUCAAUGCCGUCCGACUCGAAGCAUCGAAAUCGUUGUAUAACAUCUCGGGGGGACACAGUCAUGGCAGUGUCCCAGGUAUCAGCCUGCCGGAAGGGUGGGACUUGGCUCAUAUGGAGCAUUGUAUGGAUCGGAUACGGCAGUCAAUCAUGUGCCAUGGAGACCUGACACCCUCGCCGCUGUAUUACUGGCCUGGCUUCAAGAUUGCGCUUGGAAGGACUGCAGCGCAUACUUGUCGCAGGUGGCAGCCUAUGCGCGACUGGAUGGAUAAGCGUGGCAGCGAAGGGCCGUUGCUGGAUCCAUUGUAG